Messenger RNA from Eutrema salsugineum, 634 nucleotides. RefSeq lists its product as uncharacterized. Gene Ontology annotation, molecular function: nucleic acid binding; 3'-5' exonuclease activity. Gene Ontology annotation, biological process: nucleobase-containing compound metabolic process. Gene Ontology annotation, cellular component: cytoplasm; nucleus. The record is from RefSeq and is a predicted model, not a curated record. Lineage: Eukaryota; Viridiplantae; Streptophyta; Magnoliopsida; Brassicales; Brassicaceae.
AAGACAAAAGAUUUCGUUUCCCUCUCUCCUCUCUCUCAAAUCAGAGAAAAAAAGCAAAACAAAAAAGCUCAAAAUGGCUCCGACGAUAAGAACCGUCGCAAUUUACUCUACUCACCAAGAGCACUCCGUCGAUUUCUUUGGAAACGAGCUGAUCGUCACCGUUCUCUACGACGACGAUCCUUCACAGGUUGGCUACUACGACGAUCCUCCGCCGCCGCCUAGCUACUACGACGAUCCUCCAGCAGACACUCUCCAGUUAUGUGUGGGUAAACGAUGUCUAAUAAUCCAGCUAUCUCACUGUGACCGUGUCCCCGACGAGCUCCGCAGAUUCCUCUUGGAUCCAGAAAUGAUCUUCGUCGGCGUCUGGAAUCACCAGGACGCAGAGAAGCUAGCACGGCAGCUUCUUGACAUAAGGAACUAUGUUCAAGAUUCGCAAGGCUGGAGCAUGAGGGGUUGUUCGUUUGAAGAGAUUGUGCAGGAAUGUAUGGGUUACCAAGGAGUGAGGCUAGAUCCGGAGAUAAGCAUGAGUGAUUGGAGCGUUUACGACCUUUGCCUUGAUCAGAUACUUCAGGCGUCACUGGAUGUUUAUGUUUGCUCCGAGCUCGGUGUUUGGGCUCGUCUCUGGGAAGUUUGA